ACAACUGUAACUUUCUUAACAGAACAGAUGAGUCUCACAACCAGGAGCCGAAUAAAUGCUUUUCAACGUCUAACACAAUUUCUUCACUGAAAACAUAAUCAGGUAGGUCUAUUUUCUUAUUAAGAAGUUUAUUCCGGUGUGGGAUAGAAGUGCUUUCAGAAGAUCCGCGUAGGGUGCCCACAACAGUCGAAAUGUUGCAUAGUGUAAAACGGACCGACGUCCAUUCAUAAAGAAAACGGACUUAAAUGUACAAUUCUUAGGCUACUCGUAACUGGGUUGAUGUUACAUUUACUGUCCCUAAAAGUGACACGCAUUGUUACAUUGUUUAACAGGGUGAUGUAUUUGCUGGUAUUUUUACAUUGUUGUAAUUUUGGCAUGUUGGGGGCUACAAUGUAGAAAACUUUAACUGCUGUGUCUGGUGGAAUUGUAGCGACGUAGCCUCUAGGUAUCACACCCAUAACAGAGAACACGCUAUCCGUCUUUUGUAGGCCUAUAUUUGAAAAAUAGUCCAAUAGUAUACAUUUGCAAGAAACAACAUUUUGAGCCAAAUGGACGUGAACAAACUUUUUCUAGAAGCUUUUAUUAAAAGUAUUGCCCACUUGCCAGAUGUUGCUGCUCAUCUUACGUUAUAUUCAGUCCAACGUCCAAGGGUUAUGUUCUUGCUUUUGUUUAGAUUUGAGUAAGCUUCAUGUGACCGAGCACCACUUUUUGUUUCAGUUUUUCAUAAUGAUGCUUCAGCAUCAGGGAUUCAGCCUGUCUGAGAUCAGUGCGUCAGCCUUUGUAACCUGCCUGUCCCCGCCUGGAACACUCACGCUCGAGGACUUCACCAACUUCACUCCCCUGGUAAAGGAAGAGUUGCGCUACGCUAUCCAGAACAGGCGGCUGUCCAACGGACUGAGCACCGAUAUCAUGAGCGACUGUGCAAGCUCAAGUUCAGACAGACCGUCAGAAGCCACAAGUGUCAAGAGACAGGUAAGGAUGUCGACAUUAGUCGCGUACUGUAAUAUCUACUCCUUUUCAGUACUUUUUUGGCCCCCAUAAAGCCAAUAGUAAUUAUUACAUUGUAAAUGGCAUUAGGGGCCUUUUUUUUGUAAUUGCCUAAGUUUUCACUGAAUCGUGUGAGAUGGUGGAAAAUUAAUUCGUAGCUAUACAGAACACUGUAAUUACAGGUUUACCAACACAUUGCAGCACACACUAGUUUGGUGCUGUUAUUCGAGGUUGUUCAUUUUCCCGAUGUGUGUAUUAGGCGACCCCAGAAGAAAGUGAGAGGAGGAAAAGAAGACGAGAAAGAAACAAAGUAGCUGCUGCCAAAUGUAGGAAUAAGAAGAAGGAGAAAACUGAUGGUCUGCAAAAGGUAGGUUCAAUAUGUAUUUUAAAGGGCAGUACAGCCUUAUUAGGAUGGAGAGAGAUUAUACAUUUUACCCAGAGGCUGCCAGACAGACUGUGGGUCUUUUGUGAUUUGUUAAGUAGACAUACAGUGUUAUAUUAUGCCAUAUCUUUAUUUAUUCAAAACGUUUUUCCAAAUAAAGUUAGAGCCUCAUUAAUGUGCCUCAAUGAUCAUUUCUAUUUAGUCUCCCAUUCUUUUUAUGACUAAAGUGAAGGGUAGAGGCUCCCGUUUUUUAUGUAAGGGCUCAACGUAAUUAUUUGCAUACAAACUCAAAUGCACUAAACAUAAUUGAGUAUUCAAAACAUUUACCAACAUGGUUAACAGGAUCUAACCAAACUACUAUUCCAGGAGUCUGAGAAACUAGAGGUGGUGAACGCUGAGUUGAAGGCCCAAAUUGAGGAGCUGAAGAACCAGAAGCAGCAGUUAGUCUACAUGUUGAACCGCCACCGGCCCACCUGCAUCGUACGGGCCCAGAACGGCCAGACCCCUGAGGACGAGAGAAACUUGUUCAUCCAGCAGAUCAAGGAGGGAACCCUGCAGAUGGGUCAGCUGGACCACCGCCACAUCUCAGUGCCAACCGCCUGUGGCCAUCUCUGAUCCACACACUCUGGGGUAGUAGGGUACUACUUAUUCACUCAAACACUCACCGUCCCCUGGCUACUGCACUCUGUACCUGCAUCAAGUGAAGGCUCUGUCAGGCCGUCAAAGCAAAGGAGCUUUGCACGUUCCACUCCUCAACAUAGUGACUGCUGCUGGGUUGAUGAUAAGAGGAAGGACUGGACAGCACAAGGACAGACACCCCGUGUUCCACCUAGGGUGGGCUUGGGCUUUUCCGGCACAUAGGGUGAAUGUCAAAGCACUAAAACAUAGAAAUACAUAGAAUGUAUUUAUUGUUUCCUUAAAUCUUUUACACUUUUAUUUGAGGUAAAUGGCUUGUUCUCGGUUUUUGUACCAAAGCAUGACGUCAAUGUGGUAAAGGCACAUGAUUUCACUGGUCAGUUGAGAUAUAUGCUUGUUGAGGAAAAAUACUACUUGUAUAAGCUAUCUUUAUGGCACACAAUAAAUGUGGAGAGAUAGUAAUGGCUAUGUACUGUGUGCGACAUUGAUAGCUGUGUUAUUACAUUUAUAUCGAAAGGCUUUCGCAUACAUUGUAUGAAGUGUUUGCUGUUAUUGAAUAUAUUCUGUAUUAGCUGUGGCUAUAGCUCACUUUCUUCCCCCUUGACUUGCCUAACAAAAACCUCUGAAGCUGCUACUACUACUAACUCAGAUUAUACAGGAACAGUUCAUAUCACAGGAACCCUCAAGUAAGAGGACAAUAAAAGGAGUGCAUGGAAUGUGGAUUCACUUAGAUAGCAUUUCAUUUAACUUACUGACAGACAAUGGCACUGUUAGCCCUGGAACUACUUUCUUGAAAAUCAGUCAUUACAUUGCUGUAAGCUGGUGUAUUCUGAAUAGGCCCUGAUUUCGUAGUGAUCUGUAGUAUUUUCUCGGAAAUGUUGAAGCUAUGCUUGUGUGUUUCCUAUUACAUUUAGUUCACAUGUAUAAAGUAAUGUUGUUACUGUAUAACAUAUAUGUAAACCAACUUACACCUGCCUAUUGUCUUCAAAAAGGUGUUUGUAUGUAUUAUUGAAGCUGGACUUAUAAAAUAGAACCACUAGGUAUAAGUAGUUAGAUAUCUAAGUGGAAUUAUUUAGCACUCUGCUUGUCUUAGGUUUUCACUUUGAAGUCUUGGAAGAUUACAUUAAUUGCCUCAGUGUUUGGCUGCAAUUACCAAGUCACUGCCAAACAACCCUCCUCCCUCUCCCAUCAGUCCGUUGGUUGUGCUGCGACGUCGUCACAGGACAGUUGCGCAACGAGAAACUCUGGUUGGGCUCACUGCUCAAACAACAAAUUUUUAUGAUCAAUAGUAGCUUUUAUUUCUAUAUUCUGUAAUGUCUCAAAAUAACAUGUGUGGUUUAUGGUAAGGGAAUGUUUAUUUGUGUGUGUUUGUGAGUAAACGGUUGAGAGGAAGACUGUGAGAGACGCAGGCGUCCAUGUGUUUUAUUUGUUUUUGUGUAGUUCAGUGUUUCGUGUUCAAACAUGCAAGCUAGUCAUGGCUGAUGGCUUACUACUGAAGGGUGACACGCCUGUUUUAUGUUCUUCAAUACCUGUCUUGUUUUUCUGUUUCACCAUCCAUUCUUUCUAUCACUUAAACAUUGUUCACUAAAAGUAUUUGAGUGGAAUGCGAAAGAUCAAAUUGUAUCAAGUCAGAUAAAACCACACGCUGAAACCAAUUAAGUACUCAAUUCUAUUCUGUCUGUUGAUUUUUCUGUUUUUGAUACUUUGUUAAUAAAUAUAUAUAUACUUCAAAUGUUU
Coregonus sp. 'balchen' is the source of this 3742-nucleotide messenger RNA. Lineage: Eukaryota; Metazoa; Chordata; Actinopteri; Salmoniformes; Salmonidae. The record is from the annotation of a GenBank genome assembly.